This is a messenger RNA of Closterium sp. NIES-65, 873 nucleotides long. Lineage: Eukaryota; Viridiplantae; Streptophyta; Zygnematophyceae; Desmidiales; Closteriaceae. The record is from the annotation of a GenBank genome assembly.
AUGGCGCUGGCUGAUUUCAGGUUAGAAAGGCGAGCAGAGGGGAAGCCGAAUCCGGGAGAAGAAGCUGCAGAGGUAGCAGGUGAUUUUAGGCUGGAGCGAGGAGCAGACGGGGACGAGGGAGUGAGAGGGGAUUGGGAUGAGGGAGAGAGAGGAGCGGAUCGAGAUGAGGGGGUGACAGGAGGGGAUAGAGAAGGAAGGCAGGUGAGAGCUGUCAUGGUGUUUCUCGGGCAGGUGCGAACUGUCAUGAUGUUUCUCGGGCAGGUGAGAGCUGCUGUGGUGUUUUUUGAACAGGUGCAAGCCGCCAUGGUGUUUCUCGGGCAGAUGCGAGCUGUCGUGAUCUUUCUCGGGCAGGUGCGAGCUGCCAUGGUGUUUCUCGGGCAGGUGAGAGCUGCUGUGGUGUUUCUUGAACAGGUGCAAGCUGCCAUGAUGUUUCUCGGGCAGAUGCGAGCUGUCAUGAUCAUUCUCAGGCAGGUGCGAGCUGCCAUGGUGUUUCUCGGGCAGGUGAGAGCUGCUGUGGUGUUUCUUGAACAGGUGCAAGCCGCCAUGGUGUUUCUCGGGCAGAUGCGAGCUGUCAUGAUCAUUCUCGGGCAGGCGCGAGCUGCUGUGGUGUUUCUUAAACAAGUGCAAUCCACCAUGGUGCUUCUCGGGCAGGUGCGAGUUGCCAUGGUGUUUCUCGGGCAGGUGCGAGCUCUCGAGGUGUUUCUCCGUGCGUUUGAGAACGGGCCUGCGCAGAGUGGCACAGAGGAUCCGCCACGUGCUGUGAGCAUGCAGCACCGUCUGCUCCGCUUCCUUUGCUUGCUCCGCCUGCUCUGCUUCCCUCGCUUGCCUUGCUGCCUGCUCCGCUCGCUCUGCUUCGUCUUCUUCCCGCGCUGA